CUUGUGGUGGGGUCAAUUGUGGCUUUUUUGACCCGUGUGGCGUGGGAAUUGGGUAAAAAUGAGUUUUUUUGUGUGGUCUCUCCACGGGAGAGAUUUUUUUCCUUGUAGACAUUUUUUGCGUGUGAGGUGUGUCGUUUUUGGGCGAUUUUACAGUGAAUCUAGGAAGGCCGACCUGGGGGAGGCCUACAAGCCGGCGACGGUGGAAUCAGAAGAAUUCGAGUGUUGUGAUUAUUUUAAACCGAAAGUCAAGUCUGGGAAGAAGUUUAGUAUGAUUUUGCCCCCACCGAAUAUCACGGGGAGUCUCCAUUUGGGGCACGCUUUGACUGCGACUGUUCAAGACGUGAUUAUGCGCUGGAAACGUAUGGAAGGGGUUGAUUGUGUCUGGGUGCCGGGGAUCGACCACGCAGGAAUCGCCACCCAAGUGGUCGUGGAGAAGCUCCUCUGGACCGAGAAGCGCCAAAGUAGACACGAUAUCGACCGGGGGGCUUUCCAGGCCCGUGUCUGGGAGUGGAAGGAGGAGAAAGAAGCUGUGAUAGAAAGUCAGUUGCGGCGAUUGGGGGCUAGUCUCGAUUGGCCCCGCAGAGUUUUCACCAUGGAUCCGAGACAGUCGCAAGCCGUCGCCGAAGCUUUCGUCAAAUUGUUCGACUCGGGGCUGAUUUACCGCGCCGACCACUUGGUGAAUUGGUCGUGUAGUCUCCAAUCGGCCAUUUCCGACAUCGAGGUGGACCACGUGGAGGUCCCCAAAGCCACCAAGAUCGCAGUGCCCAACUGUGAGAAACCCGUCGAGUUUGGGACUUUGACGCGAUUUGCUUACAAAGUUUGCGAUUCGGAUGAGGAACUCGUGGUGGCCACAACGCGGCCGGAGACCAUGUUGGGGGACGUGGCGGUGGCGGUGAACCCCCGAGAUGGACGAUAUAGUCGAUUUGUUGGGCGCUAUUUAUGGCAUCCUUUCAGGAAGGAGAAAAUUCCGGUCAUUUGCGACGAUUUUGUCGAUCCGGAGUUUGGGACUGGCGCCGUGAAGGUGACUCCGGCCCACGACCCCGUCGACUUCGAAGUGGGCAAACGGCACUCAUUGGCCCUCCUCCAAGUGAUCGAUGAAAAGGGCAAUCUCACCCCCGUCUGCGGCGAAUUCGCCGGAAUCGGAAGAUUCGCAGCGAGAGAAACUCUGAUUUCACUCUUGGACGACCAGCGACUGUUGAGAGGGAAAGAGGACCACAAGAUGCUUGUUCCAAUUUGCAGCAGGUCCAAGGACAUCGUCGAGUAUCUAGUCAGGCCUCAGUGGUUCAUCAAGUGCGCGGAAAUGGCCAGAGAGGCCGUCGAGGACGUCGAAACGGGCCGAUUGAGGAUUGAACCGAAACAUUUCGAGAAGGUCUGGUUCGAUUGGCUCGCCAACAUCAGGGAUUGGUGCAUCUCGCGGCAGCUCUGGUGGGGCCACCGCAUCCCUGCGUACUCCUGCCGCCCGCAGGACGGCUCCGCUCCUGCAAUCUGGGUGUCCGCCGGCGACCGGAACGAGGCCGCUCGCAAAGCCUCCGCUCGCCUCUCCUGCCCCCACAUCGAAAUUCAGCAGGAUGAGGACGUCCUCGAUACGUGGUUCUCAUCGGCGCUUCUCCCAUUCUCGGUGUGGCCGCAACAGGACUCGCAUUAUCCUUUGGAUUUGAUGGAAACCGGACACGACAUCCUGUUUUUCUGGGUGGCCCGGAUGGUCAUGUUGGGCAAACAGCUGACGGGGCGGUUGCCCUUCAACAGGAUCCUCCUGCAUGGGAUCAUCCGCGACGCCCACGGCAGGAAGAUGUCGAAGAGUUUGGGGAACGUGAUCCUGCCCGAGGACAUUAUUUCCGGAGCCACGAUGGAGAAACUGGAAGCGGGGUCGAGGCAGAGUCACGAAGCUGGGAUUUUAUCGGGGGAGGAGUUGACAAAAGCGCUGGAAGGUCAGAAGAAGAUGUUUCCUUCCGGAAUUCCAGAAUGCGGAGCGGAUGCGCUCAGAUUUACGCUCUGUUCGCACAAUAUUAAGAGUCAUUUCAUCGAUUUCGACGUGCAAGAGUGUCACACGAACAGAUUGUUCUGCAACAAGAUCUGGCAAGCGACCAAGUUCACCAACAACGCUGUGGAGAGCGUCAGGGACGGGCUGGGGCCCAUAGACACCCAUCAACUGGGUCUAAUGGAUCGCUGGAUUCUGAGCAAAUUGAGCGGAAUGGUGGAUGUGUGCCAGCGAGGGAUGCAUAAUCACGAUUUCCAUCUUGUCACAGCGGCGAUCAAGGAGUUUCUCUACUUCCAAUUCUGCGACGUGUAUUUGGAGACGACCAAGAGGGCUUUCAAACUGUCAGAGAGCGGAAAUGCCGCCGGACAUUGCUGGACCUUGACGCAUUGCCUCGAUACGGCCCUAAGAGCCCUCGCCCCCUUCAUGCCGCGACUGGCACAACAUCUGCACCAAAGACUUGAAACCUACCCGGGGACAAAACGCGACUUCAGCUACCCUCAGAAUUUGGACUUCCGAGACACACCCUUAGAAGACGACGUUUCCAAGGUGUUGGACGUCGUCGUGGGGAUUAGACGCCUGAAGAAACUCUUCGGAAUCGCAGCCAGACACAAAUCUGAGGUUUAUUUAUCGGGGGAUGAUGCGUUUUUUGCGCCUUUCCUCCCCGUCGUGGAGACCCUUGCCGCCUGCCCCUCUGUGGGGUUCACACCGCCCUCCCAGGGCACCGUCUGCGACCGAGUCGGCGACACCCUCAUCCAGCUCGUCGUGCCGCCAGAAUUACGCAAAGCCUUCGAAUUAGAUUUGCCGAAAUUGGAGGAGAAAAAGGCGAAAUUAGUCAAGGAAUUGGGGAAAAUGAAUAAGAUGAUGUCGGGGGAGAACUACAAGGUCAAGGCUACCCCCGAAGCGCAGAAAUCUCACGCCAAGAAGAUUGCCGUGUUGGAGGAGAAGUUGUCCCGGAUAAAUUACAUCCAAACUCUCGCGAAACAGUAAUUGUAGCUUAAUUUUGUACAUUACGAAAUAAAUUGUUUCAAUUU
Molecule: messenger RNA, 3009 nt
Organism: Tribolium madens (black flour beetle)
Lineage: Eukaryota; Metazoa; Arthropoda; Insecta; Coleoptera; Tenebrionidae
Product: valine--tRNA ligase-like
Exons: 13
Coding region: 59-2965 (968 amino acids)
Biological process (GO): valyl-tRNA aminoacylation
Cellular component (GO): cytosol
Molecular function (GO): valine-tRNA ligase activity; ATP binding; aminoacyl-tRNA deacylase activity
Source: RefSeq, a predicted model, not a curated record